This is a messenger RNA of Fusarium vanettenii 77-13-4, 1596 nucleotides long. RefSeq lists its product as uncharacterized. The annotation marks the transcript as partial. The transcript is spliced from 2 exons. NCBI's taxonomy places the organism in Eukaryota, Fungi, Ascomycota, Sordariomycetes, Hypocreales, Nectriaceae. The record is from RefSeq and is a predicted model, not a curated record.
CUCGAGGGCAUCGUCUUUCUGAUAGAGGAGAUCCGGAAACUCUUUCAGGCGCCUUCCUUGUCCAUUGGCGUCCAUUAUAAAGGAUCCACGCUAUGGACCAAAGGAUUUGGCUAUGCGAACCUCGAGACUGAACUGGUGCCUGACUCGAGCACGGUCUACUCUAUUGGGUCGUGCACCAAAGGCUUCACUGGGACCGCCCUGAGCCUUCUUGCACAGCGAGGCACUGUUGACUUGGGCGACACCGUCUCCUCCAAAAUUCCGGGGCUCGAGACCGUAAACAACCCAAAAGUGGCCGAGAAGAUGACCAUUCGGGACAUGCUCUCUCAUUGCGCGGGUCUUUCCUCCAUGCCGUUCGAGGUGCUGGGGAGAGACGGACAUGUGCUUGCUGAGUAUAAAGACAUUGUUCACAUCUUCAACCACCUGCCACAAGCCGCUCCGUUCAAGUCGGAGUGGACGUACAAUAACUGGCUAUUUGCACUCGCGGGGACUCUGAUCGUGCAAGAGUCCGGGUCCUCGUACGGAAAGUUUAUUCAGCGAGAGAUUCUGAAGAAGAUUGGCAUGAAAAGGACAUUUACGAGUGCCCCCGUGGAUCAAAACCACGCAUUGCCCUACCUUGUCUUCGAAGACGAAAACAAAGCCCCAAUGCCCGUCAACCUCCCUCACCUGGAUGAUGGAGUCGCCUUUGACAGCUCAGGGGCUGUCCGGUCUUGUGUUGAUGAUCUUUUGCUCUGGUCCAGGGCUCUCAUGGAGGCUCAUCCGUCCCGCUGCCAUGACAAGAGCCUCGAAACCCUUCAAGAUCCUGGAUGUUUCUCUGCCGCGGCGCAAAAACCACAUUUCCCCCUUUCUGGUGGCAGGGAUAGGAACCAGCAGUAUGCACUUGGCCUGUUCAACCUUCAACUCCCAACGACGGAAAUGAACCUAGUUACCAACCCCGAUGUCAACAGCCGAGACUACUCCAUCGGUAAGGACUCUGGAGCUCCUCGGCCAGUCAUUGGCCACACUGGGGAGUUGGGCGGCUUUCUCUCUGCGUAUUGGACUUUUCCAGAAGACGAUUGUGCCAUCGUCGUUCUCACCAACUCGUUUCAGAUCAAUGGGGAUCCGACAAAUAUCAUCGCUCAGCUACUGACGCAAACUGUUUUUAACAUGAAGCCCUGGGUUGACUUCAUGGAAGUAGCCCAGAACGUCGUUGAUAACGCCAAGAGUCGUUGGGAUACUGUCGUCGAACAAUUGGGAUUGCAUCGAGUCCCUGGCACAUCUCCAAAGUCCCUGGACGCAUAUGUCGGCCAGUAUGAAAACCAAGGUCUGGCCAUGAGACUUAACGUAUCUCUUUCUGGGGAUGAAAGCUACCCCCUUCAUCUAUGUAUCAAUGGCUUGGAAGGUCAAGUGUUCGAGCUCUACCACUACCAUACGGAUUCGUGGACAUUUGUGCGUGGAACGCGAGAUGAGUGCAUCGAGAAAGGCUAUGCAAUGUACCUGUUGAGCUGGGAAUCUUGGAUCAUCGAGUUUGAUGUCCUUGAAAGUGGUCAAUUUCUCGAGGUUAAGUGGAGGCUUGACACUGAUGAACGUCUGGAGCCACAGGUAUUCCUACGUACAUAG